Messenger RNA from Microthlaspi erraticum, 1623 nucleotides. The record is from the annotation of a GenBank genome assembly. NCBI's taxonomy places the organism in Eukaryota, Viridiplantae, Streptophyta, Magnoliopsida, Brassicales, Brassicaceae.
AUGAAACCAUCCGAACAAGAAGCUCCAAAGCUGGUGGAGACAUCAACAAACCUAUCCAACGAUUCAUCCGCAUCAGAGAAAGGAGAAGCCACUAGACAACCUCAACAAUCCAACACUAGUUAUGCACUCACUGUUGACGAGGUGAUCGAGCAACACAUAGGAUCACUUGGGUUUGCUCAAGUCAUGCAUGCUCUCAUCGUCUCUAUCGCUUGGACCUUUGAUGCUCAGACCACUCUUGUAUCAAUUUUCUCCGACGCUCUCCCCGCUGCAAGACUUGUCGCAACCGGCGCCAUCUUGGAGGGCUCAUCGUUGUGUGGAUUGUCCACCGGAGAAUGGGAAUGGAUCGGAGGAAAGAGUGAUACUGUUGUCUCUGAGUGGAAUCUUAUUUGUCAACAUAAGUUUCUUGUGGCUCUUCCUUCCACUCUUUUCUUCAUCGGAUCUCUUUUCGGUUCUGGUGUGUAUGGAUAUCUAGCUGAUUCAUGGUUUGGUCGGAAAAAGACAUUGUUUCUCUCUUGUGUAUUAACGUUUGUCACAGCCUUAGCGAUCUCCUUUUCUCCAAACGUUUGGGUUUACGCGUUCUUGCGUUUUGCAAACGGGUUUUUUAGGUCAGGAAUCGGUUCUUGCUGUAUAGUACUAGCGACAGAGAUCGUUGGUAAGAAAUGGAGAGGCCAAGUAGGUCAAUACGGUUUCUUCUUCUUCACGUUAGGUUUUCUCUCUCUACCACUGAUGGCUUUCUUGGAAAGAAAGUCAUGGAGAAACCUUUACCGAAUCAUAUCGCUACUUCCUCUCGGAUACGCCGUUUUUCUCUUGCCUUUUGCCUACGAGUCUCCACGAUGGCUUCUCGUCAAGGGACGUAACAAAGAAGCUAUGGUGGUCUUAAAGCAACUCGCCAGGCGCAACGGGAGACAACUUCCGGCGGAUCUCAGCUUAGUCGACCCGAUUCCGACAAGAAAUGAUCAAACUUCGUCGUCGUCGGAGAGCUUUUGGAAUACGAAAUGGGCGGUGAAAAGGAUCGCGAUGGUUAUGAUGGCUGGAUUUGGGAGUGGUUUUGUUUACUACGGAAUCCAACUAAACGCUGAGAAUCUAAACUUCAAUCUUUACUUGACCGUAGCUGUUAACGCUCUGAUGGAGUUUCCAGCGGUUUUCAUCGGAAGUUUCUUACUCGGUGUCAUGAACCGCCGUCCGCUGUUCUCGAACUCAUCAUACCUCGCCGGAAUCUGCUGCUUACUCUGCGCUCUUCUCUCGCUCCAGCGCGUGACACGUGCGGUUUCCGUUGCGAAAUGGUUGCAGCUUGCGGUUGAGGCGGUUGGUUUCAUGGCGUCAUCAACGGCGUACGAUGUGUUAUACGUCUACUGCGUCGAGCUGUUCCCGACAAACGUGAGGAACUUCGCGGUUUCGCUUUUGCGUCAGGCGUUUAUGCUAGGAGCGUCUGCGGCUCCGCUGCUGGUUGCGUUGGGAAGAGAUAGCGCAAUGAUGUCGUUUCUUGUGUUUGGCGUUGCGUCUGUGUUGAGCGGCGUGGUGAGUCUAUGGCUGAGAGAAACGCGAAACGCUCCGCUUUACGAAACGCUAACGCAACAAGGGAAAGAGGAAGAGAUGAUGGGAAACGCAACUGCACAAUCUUGA